AUGGCUCAUAUCUUCCUUCCUAUCCUUUUGUUCUCUUCCAUUAUCUCUACGAAUAUUCAUGCAUGCAACCAAAUUGAGCGCAACUCUCUCCUGUCCUUCACCCUCACUCUAUCUUCUUCUCCCUCAAACUGGACUUCAUCAGUUAACUGUUGUCAAUGGAAAGGCAUCACUUGUAAUCAGGAUGGUUGGGUCACCCAUUUGCUCUUACCCUCGAAAGAGCUCAAAGGAGGUAUUUUUCCUUCAUCAUCAUCACUUGGAAAUCUCACACAUCUCACCCACUUGAAUCUCUCUCACAAUUCACUUUGUGGAUCACUAACUGAAUUGUUUUUGUCCUUGAAUCGUCUUGAGAUCCUUGAUUUGAGCUAUAAUCUUCUUUCUGGAGAGCUACCACUUUAUCUACCGUCUAGCAAUAUCCAGAAACUGGAUUUAUCAAGCAAUCACUUUCAUGGAGCAAUUCCAUCUUCAUUUUUCCAAAAAGCUUGGAGUUUGACUAGUUUCAAUGUCAGCAACAAUACCUUGUCAGGGUCUAUCCCAUCCUCUAUUUGUCUCCAAUCUUCUCACUUGAUUAAGGUAUUGGAUUUUUCGUCCAAUGAAUUCAGCGGUAACAUUUCUGGUCGGCUCAGAGAGUGUUCUGAACUGCAAAAUUUUCGUGCUGGUAACAAUAAUCUCUCAGGUUUACUUCCAAAAGAUAUCUAUAAUGCUACAAAACUUGAAGAAAUUUCAUUACCUUCUAUUUCACUAUAUGGAGCCAUUAGUGAUAGAAUUGCCAACCUCACCAACCUCAAAAUCCUUGACCUCUCCUUUAAUCAAUUGAGUGGCGUGCUCCCUCACCAUUUUGGGAAGCUCUCCAAGUUGAAACUCAUAGCUCUUGAUUACAACAAUCUAGAAGGUUCUUUGCCUCUGUCUUUGAUGAAUUGCACAAACCUUAUAGAAAUGCAUAUGGCAGCCAACAACUUGGAAGGAGAUAUCUCCACUCUUAAUUUCUCCAAACUUAGUCAACUUAGUAAGCUUGACCUACUUAGGAAUCAGUUCAUCGGUACCUUGCCAAUAAGCCUUUACUCAUGCCGGUCCCUAAAAGCAAUUCGAUUGAGUGCAAAUCAAAUAGAAGGACAGAUACAACCUGAGAUUCUUUCAUUGAAAUCCUUGUCCUUACUCUCGCUUGGCGGCUUAACCAAUGUCACUGGGGCAAUGAAGAUAUUAAUGCGUUGCAAGAGUCUUCAAACACUCCUCCUCUCGUAUUCAUUUAAAGGCGAGGAAAUGCCAGCUGAUGGUGGCAUGGUUGAUUUUGAUGGAUUCCAAAAUCUUCGAUUUCUGAGUUUGUAUUAUUGUGAGUUCACUGGUCAAAUGCCUCUUUGGUUAUCCAAACUCAAGAAUCUAGAGAUCUUGAUUCUGAAAGGUAGUCGAAUUACAGGGCCAAUUCCUAGUUCUUUGGGAACUCUUCCAAAACUCUUUUGCAUAAGCUUGGCUGACAACCUAAUUUCAGGUGAAUUUCCAAAAGAACUUUGUGGACUGCCAAGGUUGGUGCAUGAACCUACUGCAGCUCCAGUAGUAGACGAUUAUCUUGAAUUGCCUAUCUUCACUGCUGCAGACCAAAAUCCAAUUUUUUACCCUCACAGGUUGUCUAACUUCGCACCAACAAUAGACCUAUCUCUCAAUCACAUUAAUGGCAGAAUACCUUCUGAGAUCGGCCAAAUGCGUCUUCUCCACAAUUUGGAUCUUAGCAUCAACAACUUCUCCGGCAACAUUCCAGACGAAAUAUCUAACCUAAAAAAUUUAGAGAAUUUGAGCCUCUCUAUAAAUCAUUUGUCUGGACAAAUCCCGUCGUCAUUGGCCAGCCUCAGUUUCUUAAAAUCUUUUAAUGUCUCAUACAAUGAUCUCGAAGGACCAAUCCCAACAAGCACUCAGCUCCAAACUUUGAAUGCUUCUGAAUUUAAGGGGAACCCAAAACUUUGUGGUUCUCCACUUCCAAAUGAGUGUCUAAACAAGAGCAUCGACAUAGAUAAUAAGAACUAUCUAGUUUUGGACAAUGAGCAUCAAAUUCCAUGGUUUUAUAUUUUUGUCGUGCUAGGUUUCAUUGUAGGAUUUUGGGGAGUCUGUGGUUCUUUAAUUAUUAAGAAGACAUGGAGAUACGCGUAUUUUCAAUUUGUAGACAAUAUACAAGAUAGGCUCUAUGUGAUGAUGACAGUGCACAUGAGAAGAAGGCUUAGAGGCUAG
Molecule: messenger RNA, 2214 nt
Organism: Prunus dulcis (almond)
Lineage: Eukaryota; Viridiplantae; Streptophyta; Magnoliopsida; Rosales; Rosaceae
Product: receptor-like protein 2
Exons: 1
Coding region: 1-2214 (737 amino acids)
Molecular function (GO): receptor serine/threonine kinase binding
Source: RefSeq, a predicted model, not a curated record